AUGAAUACCAAUUUACCUAUAUUACCUGAUAUAAAAAAUUUUCAAUUCUUAACAUCAUUGAUAAUUCGGUCCGAUAAUGGUGCUAUUGGUCAGCAUUUACCACCUGAAUUAGGAGAAUUAAAAUAUUUAUCAACUUUAGAAUUAUCCGGCAUUAAAAAUCUCGAAGAUUUACCUAAUGAUAUUGAAUAUUUAGUUGGUAUCUCAUCAUUAACAUUACAGAAUAUACCAAAUUUGAGUCGAAUACCCGAUGAAAGUUUUGGUAAAUUAACUCAGCUUAUCAGUUUAAAUUUUUCUGAUUUACCAAAUAUAUCAACUAUACCAACAACUAUAAAUAAUUUUCAACAAUUAAAUAAAUUUGAAAUAACUAAAACAAAUAUUACAAUAUUGAAUUUAAAAGGAUUGCGUAGUCUAUAUUUUUUAAAAAUAACAUUUAAUUCAUUAUUAGAGACAAUAGAAAUCACAAAUAUGAAUUCAUUGAGUUCCAUAGAUGUUCGUAAUAAUGAUGAAUUGUUAACAUUCAAUAUUCAAAAUUCAUAUUAUUUGCAAACCCUAAACAUACAAUCAAAUAAAAAAUUAACUUCUGUGAAUAUCGUUAAUGUAUCAUGUUAUAGCGAUGCUAUACGAACAAUAGUCGAUAAUUCACAAUUAAAUACCAUUGAAUUAAAGAAUGUGUCUGGUUUAAAUAUUUUUGAAAUAAAUUCAUUAGUCAAUUUGAAAUCAAUUGUAUUUGACAAUUUACAAAAUUUAUUUAAUGUUACUAUUAGGUUUAGUCCUGAAUUGCAAACGAUUUCAUUUAUUAAUACAUCAUCAAUGAAAUAUCUUGAUUUGUCAGGAUGCAACUUAGCAACAUUUCCAGAAAGUAUUUUAAAAUUAGAAUCUUUAAUCAAUUUGGUUUUGACAUCAAAUCAAUUAUCAACAUUGCCAUCAACAUUAAUAACUGAUUUACCUAAUUUAAAAGUUCUUAAUUUAGCAAAUAAUAACUUUCAAGGGAAUAUUUUUCAACCAGCGCUUUCUAAUAUUCGUGAACUUUAUCUAAGUAAAAAUUCAUUGACAUCUGUUUAUGGUAUUCAAGAAUAUAAAUCUUUACAACGAUUAGAAUUAGAUUACAAUAAUAUUUUAUUAAUUCCAUCUGAAAUAAUAAAUUUAUCAACAAAAUUACAAAACUUAACGAUAAAUUAUAAUAAAUUAAGUUAUAUUCCAUAUGAAAUGACAAACAUGAGAUCAUUAAGUUCGUUUUCAGCUACGAAUAAUCCCAUUACAAAUGAUGAACGAAGGAAUCUAUAUAGACUAUUUUCACAAUCACCUAUACAUUUUGAAAUUUGA
Messenger RNA from Rotaria sp. Silwood2, 1323 nucleotides. Lineage: Eukaryota; Metazoa; Rotifera; Eurotatoria; Philodinida; Philodinidae. The record is from the annotation of a GenBank genome assembly.